Mytilus californianus (California mussel) is the source of this 1022-nucleotide messenger RNA. RefSeq lists its product as uncharacterized. Bases 226 to 528 code for a protein of 100 amino acids. The record is from RefSeq and is a predicted model, not a curated record. Lineage: Eukaryota; Metazoa; Mollusca; Bivalvia; Mytilida; Mytilidae. The transcript is spliced from 12 exons.
AGCACAACAGAUAUCACACCUGUAUCUAGCACAACAGAUAUCACACCUGUAUCUAGCACAACAAAUAUCACACCUGUAUCUAGCACAACAAAUAUCACACCUGUAUCUAGCACAACAGAUAUCACACCUGUAUCUAGCACAACAAAUAUCACACCUGUAUCUAGCACAACAAAUAUCACACCUGUAUCUAGCACAACAGAUAUCACACCUGGUUCUAUUGAUAAUAUGACUUCGUGUGCUUGUCCUCAAGGCGAAAGUAGUAUAACAUUCUCAGAAACGUUUGAUGAGGAAACGUUAUAUAUUACUGAAACAAAUGAGACAAUUUCAAUGACGAUUGAUAUUCGUGUACACAUGGUUGCUAGAAUGGAUGAACAAAGACGUAAUUCACGGUUGUUUGAAAUAUCAAGCUCGUGUAAAGGAACAUGCCCAUUUAAGCCAGGUCAAAGGACGUGUAAGCAGUGUUGCAAAGAAAACGGAUUAUUAACAGGAUUCUGCGUUAAACGAUGGUGCGUGUGCUUCUUGGGAUAGGUCAGCACAAAAAUUAAUAAAAAUUGGUAUACCCAUAGAGAAUUGAAUAAGCGACAACGUGGGAAAAAAGGACAACAAUCGCAAAAGAUAUAACUGUGUUAACAUUAUACAUAAAUAUAUAGUUUAUACUUAAAUGACCUAAUUAAAAAAACAAGAGGCUCUCACCUGCCUAAAUCUUUCAUCUAUGAUUAUUUUUGCUUUUCAAUAUAUAUUAAUGAGUGGCUUAAAAUGCCAUUUAAAUGUUCUUUGUAUCUGUCAUUUUUUCUUCAAAAGCAAAAAAUGCAUUUUACCCCUUUGUUCCAUUUUAGCCAUAGUGGCUAUGUUUCUUGACGUACAAGGAAAUACAAUACAAAAUUGAUACUAGAUACUCUGAAACUCAUUCAGCCUAAGUUUGACUGAAAUUGAUUCAGCAGUUUCAAAGGAGAAGAUUUUUUAAAGUUAGCAAACUAGAUCAACAAAUUUUGAAAAGUUAUCUUUAAAGGGCAAUAACUUCU